ACCAAACGUUCAGUUACUGAUUGUCCGUUACGGGGAGCGCGUGUCGCCUGCGAUACCGAGCCGGUGCGCGAGCGCAUACACGAUCCACAUUUAUUGACAUUUAACAAUUUGUUUGAUCAUCGAUUUGACAGAGACCAGUGUGUCUUUGGCAGUGUAUGUGCUUCUCAUUGGAUGAGUUGACCUGAUCAGCUGAAUCGAAACCCUACGAGUGCAGAUCAUCAGAUAUAGCAUGCUGACGAGGUGGUUGGCGCUGGCGCUGGUGGCGGCGAGUUAUCGCCUCGCCGAUGCCUGCACGUGCGCACCCGCGCAUCCACAGACACAUUUUUGUAACAGCGAUUUCGUUAUCGUUGGAAGGGUACAGAAAACAUUUCGAGGAAAAGACUUUUACGACGCAUACAAACUGAAGAUCCGAAACACUUACAAAGCGACUCCGAAAGCAAAGGUGGCCCUGCAAUCAGGCCGCUUACUCACACCGUCACAAGACUCUUUGUGUGGGGUGAGCCUACAGCCGAGGGAGACCUAUGUCAUUACAGGUCGAGUAGUUCAUUUAGAGGCUCAUGUGCAUUUGUGCAGCUUUAUCAGCAAAUGGCGUGACGUCACACCACGUCAAAGGAAAGGAUUCCGCCUCCUCUACAAACAGGCUUGCACUUGCAAAGUCCACAUGAACCGGCGGCGGACCAAGUCCCCGAACGCCUGCGUGACCGGCUACGACGAGUGCUACGAGCGACAUGGCAUCUGUCUACACGACCGCGAGCAUCGGUGCCGUUGGACAAGGGCUCCCGCUCUCACGCGGUGCCUCCAAGCGACGCGCCUCAACAGCACUAUGACUUGAUUUACCCACUAAGUUGCACAAGUUUACUUUAAAUGUACCUUUUGAACAUCUCACGACGUCCGCGCGAAAAAUUACAAGUUCAUCCACAUUCAUCACUAAUCGUACGAAACGAAGCAGCUGUUAUACUAAA
Messenger RNA from Trichoplusia ni (cabbage looper), 962 nucleotides. It is a transcript of the gene Timp, whose product is annotated as tissue inhibitor of metalloproteinase. Gene Ontology annotation, biological process: negative regulation of membrane protein ectodomain proteolysis; negative regulation of endopeptidase activity. NCBI's taxonomy places the organism in Eukaryota, Metazoa, Arthropoda, Insecta, Lepidoptera, Noctuidae. Gene Ontology annotation, molecular function: protease binding; metalloendopeptidase inhibitor activity. The record is from RefSeq and is a predicted model, not a curated record. Gene Ontology annotation, cellular component: extracellular matrix. Bases 230 to 832 code for a protein of 200 amino acids. The transcript is spliced from 7 exons.